This is a messenger RNA of Betta splendens (Siamese fighting fish), 1576 nucleotides long. It is a transcript of the gene ptgr2, whose product is annotated as prostaglandin reductase 2. The transcript is spliced from 8 exons. The coding region runs from base 234 to 1277 and encodes 347 amino acids. Gene Ontology annotation, molecular function: 15-oxoprostaglandin 13-reductase [NAD(P)+] activity. Gene Ontology annotation, biological process: prostaglandin metabolic process. NCBI's taxonomy places the organism in Eukaryota, Metazoa, Chordata, Actinopteri, Anabantiformes, Osphronemidae. The record is from RefSeq and is a predicted model, not a curated record.
UCCCUCUCUGUCUCCGUCUACGGCAUGCAGGGACGUUAACGCCAAUUCACUCACGUAAACGCUACUUAGAAAAAGAUUUGUUAAUAUCUUAGUUAGUUUGCUGCGGACAAUAUCGCGUUUGUAGGUUUUUAGACGACUUUAAACGCGGAAUCUCGUGCACUUAAACGCCUGACAGCUGUUGCCAGGUUUGGCGGUCAAAACAAGCUCUUUAAGUUCAAGGGUAGUUCACGACAAUGCAGGUGCAGAGAGUCGUUCUUCACUCACGACCGGGCAAAAACGGGGCGCCAGUUCCUGAAAAUUUCCGUGUGGAGGAGGCGACUUUAGCGUCUGACCUGCAGGAUGGGGACGUGCUUGUUCGGACGCUCUACCUCUCAGUCGACCCUUACAUGCGAUGCAGGAUGAACGAAGACACCGGCGCUGACUACCUGACUCCGUGGCAGCUGGCCGAGUGUGUGGACGGUGGAGGCGUCGGCGUGGUGGAGUCCAGCCGCUGCAGCACUUUAACUCAAGGAGAUGUGGUCACGUCAUUUAACUGGCCUUGGCAGACCUGUGCUGUCAUGAAAGGAAGUGUUUUACAAAAGGUGGAUCCACAGUUGGCUGAUGGGCGCCUGUCCUACUUUUUGGGCGCCAUUGGUCUGACGGGUCUCACCGCGCUGCUGGGUGUGAGAGAGAAGGGCCACGUCAUCAAAGGGGCCAAGCAGACCAUGGUGGUGAGCGGAGCGGCCGGGGCCUGUGGCUGCAUAGCUGGGCAGAUUGGCAGGCUCGACGGGUGCGUGAGGGUGGUCGGAAUCUGUGGCUCUGAGGCGAAAUGCAAAGCUUUGGUGAAUGACCUUGGCUUCUCUGCUGCUAUCAACUAUCGGCAAGAGGACGUCUCCGGACAACUCAAGAAGUGUUGCCCCGAUGGCGUGGAUGUUUACUUUGACAAUGUCGGCGGUGCCAUCAGCGAUGCCGUAAUAGCACAGAUGAACAACAACGGCCACGUGAUCCUGUGUGGGCAGAUCUCUCAGUACAACAAGGAUGUGCCGUAUCCGCCGCCGCUAAGCAAGGAGACGCAGGAGAGCCUGCAAAGGAAAAGCAUCACCCGAGAGCGAUUUACAGUGCUCAGCUACAUGAGCAAAGCAGAUGCCGCCCUGUGUGAGCUCAGCCAGUGUGUUAAAUCAGGCCAAAUCAAGGUUCUGGAAACUGUGGUGAACGGCAUUGAAAAUUUGGGCGAGGCAUUUUGCUCCAUGAUGAGAGGCGGCAACAUCGGAAAGCAAAUUGUAAAAAUAUCAGAGUGACGACAAUCUCCUUUUUUGCUCACAGGCGCCUUGAGGAAAUGACCUUCUAGUUGCCUUUCUGUCACUACUGUUAAACUUUAUAGACUCUAACUAAUUGGAUGAUGCAAAUGAAAAAUCAAUGUUCCUACACUGAAAAAAAUAUAAUCAAUGCCAAUGCUGCAGCACUUAGGCUUGGAAUAGUUAAGGCCUGUUCCACAGUGAUGUGAAGGCAAACACCAAGAAUACAGUUUACUAUAAUGAACACUUUUAUUCCACAGCACUAAAAACCAUUAACAAAAUAAAAUUGUGGUUGCUUCCAA